Branchiostoma floridae (Florida lancelet) is the source of this 1759-nucleotide messenger RNA. Its product is annotated as dentin sialophosphoprotein-like. The coding region runs from base 1 to 1359 and encodes 452 amino acids. Gene Ontology annotation, molecular function: transcription coactivator activity. The record is from RefSeq and is a predicted model, not a curated record. NCBI's taxonomy places the organism in Eukaryota, Metazoa, Chordata, Leptocardii, Amphioxiformes, Branchiostomatidae. The transcript has 3 exons. Gene Ontology annotation, biological process: positive regulation of transcription of Notch receptor target.
AUGGGGGUUCUCGACAAGGCGGCGUCAGCGUUCCUUUCAGUGGUACACGUGCUUUCAUUGCUCAGGCCUGGCGGUAAAAGACAGAGCGGCGAGACAAAACUCACUGUAACUGUCCAUGAGGGCAAAGUUGGUCGCAAGAGCCAGGGCAAGUAUCUAGUGACAAUGCGCCAUGGCAAGGAAAAAAUACAAACCGCUAAGAAAAAGUCCGAUGCGCUGAUCUGGGAGCAUUCGACGAAGUUCGUGCCAUGGUCGCCAACAGACAAACUGGUUCUGAAACUUCGUAAGGCGAAGCGCUGCAAAGACACCACAGUUGGUGAGCUCUCCAUCGAUGUUGCAGCCGCACUAGAGUCAGCGGACGGUUUACCACAGAAGUGGUGGUACAUCAUGGACCGACCCAGCAAAGGCGGGCGGAGGAAUGAGGAAGUGUUCUUACAAGUGUCCAUUACUCUCGACGGCACGGAGGACAAUACAAAAACAAAUUCAUACGACAUUGUAUCGUUUUAUUCAGUCUCAGACAAGUCACCAGAGGGGACCGUUGAGGCAUCAGUACCAAAGGAGCUGGAGACUCUGUCGGAGCUGCAGAAUCACCAGGUCAAGGAGGUGGCAGUUUCUCAGGAAAAAGAAGCGGACACGCUCCCAGACAACAGCGGCAACACAUCAACUGUCGUCGGCGACAUCGCAGACGUCAAGCAUGACUCUUCGGACUCAGUCUCAACUUCAGACACAGCCUCAACUUCAGACACAGCGGAUGAGUUUGCGGCUAACGAAGACAGGGACGUCCCACCAAACGACGCGUACCGUUCCUCUGGUAACACGGACGUGACGCCCCUUCAAGUGUCCGGUACUGCCGAAGGUCCGGAGAGUGGGAGUGAGCUGCCAAAGGGUCAAGACCCAGCCAAGACUUCUGAGGAGACAGUCAAGACGGAGCUGCAAGAGAAACCAGAGCUGGAGAAUGACAAGAUCAAUGUUAGCCAGGAAAAAGAGCCGGACGCGCCAUCGGACAACAGCGCCAGCGGCAAGGACAGCUCACCACCAGCCGCUGCCGGCGACGCCGCAGACGCCAAAGCAGCGUUAUCAACAAGCUCGGCAUCCGGCCUACCAGCCACAGCUCCAGAUACAGCAGACAAACGCCCUGCUGUCGGAGAAGGCGAUGUCCAAGAGCGCCAUCCUUCAGUUGUCCGUGGAGAACAGACGGAAGCACCCGACAACAGCGGCGCGGAUACAGACACAGACAGUCAGACGACAACGUCUACUGAAGGAGGAGGAGCGUCUCUUACAACAACAACCCCAUCGCCCAAACACAAGGACGCAGAAGAUCCUCAGUACCAAGAGGUCAUGUCGUCAGUCGACAAGCUGUAGGCAGAGCUCCAUCUUAAGAGAGACUAUGCGGAAAAGCUUCUCGCUCAUGCCGACUCCCUUCGAUCCAGACUCGCCACUACCGUCCCGCAUGUUCUCCAGUACCCAGUUAUCAAGAACAUUAUCGCUGCCGUGCCCGAUCGCACAUCUUGCGAGUUACCCGAAACACAAGGACUAAGUUUGAGGGAGUUACAAGACAUCCAGAAGACCCUCACCAAGUCGGUACAAGAUGAGAAGGAACGCGCGACCUACAUCAAGCGCUGGUACUGGGAAGAACUGGUCCGCGUGGCUCUGAAAGAAGCGCCUGGAGUAUUUGGGCCAGAGGACUGAUGUGACAUUCUUAUACUUAGUUGUGAUAUGCAUUUUUCUGCAUUCGUUAAAUGCAUCAUCGAAGUUUGAAAAA